CAACAUUUUUAGUGAUGGCCGAUGUUUCAGUUGGAAGGGAUGCUAAAACGACCGUUGCCGAAAUUUAGUGUUAAUUUAAUCACGUUUCCAAUCCGUCGGUGUUUAAAAGUGAAUGAAAUUAAUCAGGAAAAACGUUUCCCGUGCAUUAGUGUUUUGCGUGUCAGUUAAAUUGCUUGUGUGGUACGGUGCUGAAUGUUUGUUGUGUCGUUAUAAUAAUAGGAUCAGUGGAAGAUUCGUUAUAUUGGAUUACGGAUCGCUGUUUAUUUAAUUUUCAAGAAAUAAAGAUAGUGUUGUGCUCGUUCGUGCCUGUGAAGUGCAUCGAUGAUACUCUAGGAGCUCCGGGACGGGGGGCGCCACGCUGCUCGGAUUUAUCAUUUAGGGGCGGUGUGUGAGUGUCGCACCGCCAUGUCGCACCACAGCGACGAGCAGUCAAUGCUCACAGUCACCUCCGACUCCUUCUGGGAGCCCGGCAACUACAAGCGGACCACGAGACGAGUCGACGACGGGCACAGGCUGUGUGGGGAGCUGCAGGCUCUGGUACAGGAGAGGGCGGAUAUAGAGAAGACUUAUGCCAAAAGCCUAAGAGGGUGGGCGAAGAAAUGGAACGACCUUAUAGAGAAAGGACCUGAAUACGGCACGAUGGAGGCGGCGUGGAAAGGCGGCAUGGUGGAGGCGGAGAGACUGUCCGACCUACACCUCACCGUCCGCGACCGGCUCGUCAACGACGUCAUAGCGCAGAUCAAGAACUGGCAGAAAGAUACCUACCACAAGUCAAUGAUCCAGCUAAAAGAAAGGAAAGAAAUGGACGAAGCGUUCAAGAAAGCGCAGAAGCCGUGGGCCAAGUUUCUCCAGAAGGUCGAACGUACGAGGCUAGAGUACCACACGGCGUGCAAGCAGGAGCGGACCGCGCAGAACCAGGAACGGAACGCUGGAGGGGACAGCUCGCUGAGUCCUGAUCAGCGUCAUUUACUGGUUAAGAAAAUGGCGGAGCGCGUAUCCAAAUGCCGCGAGGAUGUGUCCAAGUCCCGAGAGAAAUACCAAGCGGCUCUCGCCGAGAUCACCGCCUACAAUCCUCGCUACAUCGAGGACAUGAGCGGUGUCUUCGAGAGGUGUCAACAGAUGGAAGCCCAGCGGCUGACCUUCUUCAAGGACGUGCUGUUCAGCUUCCACAAGUGCCUCGACAUCAGUCAGGAGCCUACGUUACCCCAAAUCUACGAGGAGUUCCACCACACGAUAAACAACGCGGACCACCAGAAGGACCUGAAGUGGUGGGCCAACAACCACGGCGUUAAUAUGGCCAUGGCGUGGCCUCAGUUUGAGGAGUACACGGAGGAGUUCCGCGAGAUCGCGAAGGGCAAGAAGGAGUCGCUGCCCACCGCGCCCAUCACGCUGCUCAACCAGCGCCCCGUCAGCGAGGACGAGCUGCCGCCAAUCACAAACAACAAGAUGGCGAUGAAGGCCAACCACGAGCCGCCGCCAGCCAACCACAACAACACUUCGAACGCCAAUAAUACGAACAACAUUAUCAAGAAGGAGACCAUUAGCGCGCCUAUUGCUGUCACGAACGGCACAGCCUCAGCACCAAAAUCCAACAAGAGCUCCCCGGCUAAAGAGCCGCCCGGCAAACCGCAAGAGAACCCGUUCGAAGAAGACGAGUGGGACGAGGAGUCCGGUGGCGCGCUCACUGAUACCGGGGAACCUGGGCAGCCCGUGCGGGCGCUGUACGAUUACACUGGGGCGGAGAGCGAUGAACUCAGCUUCAGACAAGGCGACCUAUUCGAGAAACUAGAAGACGAGGACGAGCAGGGCUGGUGCAAGGGCCGCAAGGACGGGCGCGUCGGGCUCUACCCGGCCAACUACGUCGAGCCCGUCGGCCACUAGCCCGACCGCCGCGUCGACCACGCCCACUAGCCGGUAACGAGAGUACCUCACUCGGUCGUACACUGGACCUGCGCACUGUGGAACGACGCCAUACUUGUGGUUUGACUUAAGAAUUUUCUGUUAUUCGAUGAUAACGUUUUAUCGUGUUUACAAAAAUAUUCAAAAUUUGGGAUAGUCCUGAACAGAUUCCCAAGAUCCUUACCAAAUUUCAUAGAUGUUUGAAAAGCAGAAAAUUCUCUAUCCUAACAACAAGUGUGGCGUCGUUCCACAGUGCUGCGGAUAAACUGGACGUUCCGUCUAGGCAAUUCUGUUGAGGUGCGAACAUGACCUUGAAUAAGGUCACGUCGGAAUUGUUCUUUCUCUGCAGGGUGAGAAUCACCAUGCAGAAAGAAAUGAAAAAUGAGAUAGACGUCGUAUAUCGCACCACAGUGGAAUUUCCCAGACGCAGCAUUGAGUUUAAAUUUAAGGUCCUUGACUACGUCCAUGCCAGUGAGGUCUUGGGUCUUGUUCAAAUUAUGUCGCCCAUCGAAAUGCUAUGAGCCUGACGCGAGUUUCAAAAUUAACGCUGUGGACGGAGCGAACCCAUCUAUGUAGCCAAUUGCUAGCACAACCAGGUUUAUACUCCAUAUUGGAAUAUUGAUAUUCAUUUUGAUAAACUCGAGGACGCGCAGUCAAGCAGGAUGGCCGUGUCAGAGUCCGUUAAAUUCAGUUUAAAAAUCAAAGCAAAUGACUCAAUCGUUCAACCAAUGUUAUGUUACAAGUUUGAAGUUAAGCAACUCAAAUAUAAGGAAUUUUCUUUUCAUGGUUGUACAACUUACAUUAGUUUAUUUUAUUUAUUUAAGAAUAUGUUUCGGUUGUGCUCGCCAUUGGUAUGUUUUCAUUAGAGGCCGUUAUUGUUCAAAGCGUUUUGUUUACGUUGAAAUACAAACAUUCGUACAUCGGCUAGGUAUGUCGAGUGUUAAAUAUGUACAUGUGCUCAUGGAGUGGUAAAAUACGCAGUUGCAAAUAAAAAGUUUGUUGUCUUAGCUUUUCUAUAAAAGUCUAAAUAAGAAAGUGUCAAUAGAAGUGGCCAAUAAUGUAUGCAUUACUUGAUAGUUUCCUCAUAACCUCAAACUUUAGUUAUUUUGAAAUUAUUGAAAUUGAAAAUAAAUAGUAAAAUGACUAUCACUUUGGUUUCAUUGAAUAGUUAGGCCAUUCUGAUUGACCUCAAGCAUAAACUUGCUAUACCAUUCUAGUGUAUCUUUGUACAGCAUGAUGGAACAGUGGCCUUAAAAGGUCGCUACAGUUUUCGCGUCGAGUAUGUUGCGAAAACUCUAAAAGGGCUAAAGUUGGGGAUGACAACAUUUAAUGAACAAAUAAGUUUGUCUCGCGCUUGCCUUGAGUAAAGUGAGAUCAUGAACCACUCUUUAAAUUCAUUAUCUUAUUCGCUGCUGUUUUGAAUUUAAAGUAACUUAUUUUUUUUUCUUCAUUUUUUAUCCAAUAAGCUUCUAAAAUUUUAUUUCUUACGUUACUCAUACAGCAUCGAAUUUAAUGAAUUUACUGAUACGACUUAUGCCCUUGUAAUACCAAUACUACGGCGACAAGCGUUACUAUCCGAAAAGGUCUUAUUUUACUGUAUUAUUUUAGUUGUUUUCCUUUAGAAUUUCGGUUUCUAUUUUAAAAACGACAUUAAAACGCUAGUCUUUUCUCUUAUUGUGAAUACUAUUUAAAUCAUGCGUUGAAAAUGUCGUUUUUCAUAGAAAGGUAACGCUGAUCGCUACAAGAUUUAAAAUGAGUUGGAGUUCUGUUUUUACCGUACAGUUACACGCUGUACCGUAUAAAUGGUUUCCAAAAUGUAGCUCACGUAGUUUUUAGGUUAAACUUAAGAAGUGACUCUUGUCUAUGUAAACGUAGAACGGAUAUAGAAUAUACGUCAAAAUUCAAAUGGGUUAUGUAAAAAUACAAGUUACUUUUACAUAGGCGAGAGGCAUUGCUUUCGAGCUAUAUACACCCGUUCGAGCGAGGCAAAGACCGCGCGAUAGUCAAUAGUAUAACGACAGGUGAUGUGUUAAGUACAUUAAAUUAGUAGUUAUGUCUCCUUGUACCGAUUAUGGAUAUUGGAUAACGAUAUAAAUUCACAUCGAUAAGUUUCGCCGUAAGCUUUAAAUUGUCUUAUGAUGUACCGAAUCCGAUAACAGAUCACUUGCACAAAAGAAAUUCGGAAUUUUGACUGCGGAUAUUAUUGUAUCGAUGCUUGUCUUAACAUUUCGAUUGAAAUAUUUUAAUAAGUUGAAUGUUAUUGCAGUGUAUAUUUUCUGCUAAACUUUUGAAAUUAUAUCGAAUUGUUCACCAUAUUUGUUCGGGGUUCGGGAUCAAAGAUUUUUUGUGCAAGUUGGUUUAGAACUUUUACCAAUCAUGUUUUAGAGGUAAUUUAAAAUUGUGACUCGCCAACCAAGACUUCAUUUCUGACGCAUUUGGACCCAAAAUUUUUUUUACGAUUUCUAGACUUUUCUAUUGUAUAAUUUUGAAAAGUUUUCAGACUGUCCACGGGUGGGAUUUGUAAGAGAUAUUUUUGGACGAAGUUGUUUGUACAAUGUGGAAACCAAAAAUGUUAAUUUAAACUUUAGUGGCAUUUAGUGGUGUAUGGACACUGUAACCCGCCGCUCCGAGGCCGUGGGGGACGCGAUUAUAUUUUGUGAUAUGUGGGUGCGGUUCUGUGUACAUACACGAUUAUAUAUUUUGUCGUGCAUAUAAUAUAUUUAUUUCCCAUUGUAUAUAAUGUAUAAUGAUAGCGAGUAAUGUGAAGUUCAUGUAAAGGGGCGGUCGCAAAGCUACACACGGAUGACGGUUGCGUUUUUAUCGCUAGCGAUAAGUGAUAAAAAUAUGACCGUUAUAGGCCGUCUGAUUUAGGCCUAGCAUCGCCUCCCGAGUAGUUUUAAAUAGUGAUAACGAUUAAUAUAUUAUAAAAUGUUUACUUCAAGGGUGUUUUUCCUUUUUUACCUGCGGGCCUUCGGCUCGCUAGUUAUAGUCGCAAUGCCAACUGGCGACUGAGGUCAUAAUGCCAUCUCUUUCACUCUUGGUUGGUCUCAACAAGGGUAAAGGAGAUGGCGUUAUGAGCUCAGUGGCCAAUUGGUAUUGCGGUGAUUAUAGUCGUAGCUCUUGUUUUUUUGUUAUGGGUUCAGUGACCUCUUGUGCAAAUUCUUUGUAUUAUAUUAUUAUCAGAGUCAGGUGGCUUUGGACCACGUAUGUUAAUAUAUUAUUAAUAUUGGUAAAAUAAAAAUUGUUACAUAUGA
Cydia splendana is the source of this 5153-nucleotide messenger RNA. RefSeq names its product protein kinase C and casein kinase substrate in neurons protein 1 (gene Synd). NCBI's taxonomy places the organism in Eukaryota, Metazoa, Arthropoda, Insecta, Lepidoptera, Tortricidae. The record is from RefSeq and is a predicted model, not a curated record. Gene Ontology annotation, cellular component: endosome; plasma membrane; cytoplasm. The transcript has 12 exons. Gene Ontology annotation, molecular function: phospholipid binding; protein binding. The coding region runs from base 406 to 1881 and encodes 491 amino acids. Gene Ontology annotation, biological process: plasma membrane tubulation; cytoskeleton organization; regulation of endocytosis.